This is a messenger RNA of Hermetia illucens (black soldier fly), 2045 nucleotides long. RefSeq lists its product as uncharacterized. The record is from RefSeq and is a predicted model, not a curated record. Bases 161 to 1747 code for a protein of 528 amino acids. NCBI's taxonomy places the organism in Eukaryota, Metazoa, Arthropoda, Insecta, Diptera, Stratiomyidae. The transcript is spliced from 3 exons.
UGUUUUUCGUCAUACAAACGAAACUUUUAUUACUUUGUUUAGUUAGCAAAAUUCGAACAAAUUAUAAUUUUAAGCUUUUUCCGAAAAGUGUUUGUAAAUUUUGCAUGUUCUAUAGAUUUUGAGUAGUUUUCAAUCUUUCUGCAAACCUAUUGCUUGUAACAUGUCGAAUCCCUUGGAAAAUAUGAUGAAAAAACGGGGCGAAUAUAUCGAACAAGUCAAGAAACUACAUAAUCUGAGAACACAAGAAAAUAAAGCUUUAUAUGGUGAAACCUCGAAAAAAACUAAACAAUUUUUGCAAGAUACAAAGGCAAUGAGACUUCGAAUUCAAAAUCAAUUAGAAAACCUUGAUGACAAUGAUAGUGGAAACAUGCAAGUACUUACAACUUGUCUGGAAGAUCGUAUCAAGCAGUGCGACGAAACACUCAAUAACUUAAUGAAGCUGAAAGACCAAAUAUUGAGCAGAUCAGCAGUGACACCGGAUAUGGUAGAAGCAUUGAGAUUUGAGCUCCUGCUCCCUGUUGAACAUAACGAACCCAGUGGAUCAUGCUGCACGCAACGCAGGAAUUCUUUCGGAAUAUUCGAUUAUCUUAGCAAGAAUAAUCCUUUGAAUAAAGCUUUCACAACAGCUGCUAACGAGAGUCUCAGAUCUUACAGGGCCAAUGACUGUUAUCAACCCUUAGCAAAUCUAGCAGAAGCCCCAGACACUUCUGAAGAUGAAACGAAACCCCGCGUGACUGGGUUUACGAAAUAUCCUCCAGAAAAACCUGAACCAACUAAAGACCAAGGAGAUGAUGACAAACCUGAAGUCGUCGGUUUUACAAAAUUUUGUUCCAACGUCCACGAAUUACAUUCAAUUUUGGAGCAAUGCGGAAAAGGUCGAGAAGAAUGCAUAAAGAAAAUCGGAGAAUUUUGUAGUGGGAAACCAGCAGGGCCAUCUAAUCAGAUGCAAGAUCCUCCCUCGAUGUCCAGAAACUGGGCUUACUCCCAAUAUAAACCAAACAACAACAUAAAUCCCCUCUGCUGUGGUCCAAGUAAACUUCGACCAAUCUUCGAUUCCAAAAUUACGAAACUGGAGCAACAAAUCGUUAAAUAUUGCUUCGAAAUUAAAGAGAAGAAUAUACUUAUCGAGCAAUGCUGCCGCUCGAAAGAAGUCUUGCUUUGCCAAAAACACAAUCUUCAUAAUAUUCUACUGAAACUUUGUGAGAAAAUCAAACAGCUCGAAAAGAAGCUACACCGCAUCAAACUUGCAGUUUGCUGCCCAAACUUUCCCAUGGAAGAUUGCAGUGCGAAGAUAACCUGCCGAGAUGAGAUACUGAAUUUGCAGAAGCUCGAAGAGAAACUAGAAAUUCUGUAUAAUGGUGCAAAACACAAGGAAUGUCUUCUGGAAAUAUGCAAGACGUCCAUUGCUACUCUAAAAGAGGAUAAAACAGAAUGGGAAAAGGAUAUCAAACAAAUGGAGAAAAUUCGAAAUGAGCUUGAACAGCAGCUAAAUAACAUGAAGCUGAAGGUUUGUAGGAAACUCUCUAUAACGAAGACGGAUGACGAGCCAAUGGAGAAAGAGGCUACCCAUAGAAAAUCAACCCGACACAGCCAGCCAGAUCGUUUAAAUAGAAGCACCAUAGAUGACUUUCCGAGAGUAGAUGAGAACAGGCCGUCAAAAUAUUCCAAGCGGUCGAAACACUCUUCGUUGAACGUCAUAAAGGGCUUAGAGUCUAGCCAUCACGCGAACAGGUACAUGAAAAGAUGAAGCAACAGGAGGUAUCGUCGACGGGACACUCACGAUCCCGUGCCCUUUUUGGAAAUUAUUCGAAUUUUUAGAGAUGGUUGACCAUUAUUUUAACAUCCCUUCUGCACAGGGAUUUCAGUAAUGUUGUUUCAAAUUUGUAAGUUCUGACUUGAAAUUCUAGUUCAAUAUAUUAUACAAUAGAUGUAUGAAAAAAUCUGGGUUCUACCAUCAUUGAUGCCAACAUAAUACAGAAAGCAUUACACCCAAAGGCAACUGCUAUUUGCAUUGCAGAUGCAGCAGUUAGGCUAGAACAAUAGAA